Molecule: messenger RNA, 1360 nt
Organism: Schistocerca gregaria
Lineage: Eukaryota; Metazoa; Arthropoda; Insecta; Orthoptera; Acrididae
Exons: 2
Coding region: 189-797 (202 amino acids)
Molecular function (GO): nucleic acid binding
Source: RefSeq, a predicted model, not a curated record
UGCUAGCCCGCAGGCAUCACCCGGACCGUAAUGCUGGUGACCCAUGUGCUACCCAAAAGUUCCAAGUUCUUAAGAGGGCCAGUGAAAUAUUACUGGACAAGAAGCUUAGAGAUAUUUACGAUAGUGGCAUACGUGCGAAGUUGCUAAGGGAAGAGCGCGAUCGCGAGACGGACGAACACAUACGUCGGAUGCGUAAUGAUUUGUUCAACCGGGAGAGCCUCGCGAACGAAGAGAGGGCGGCGAAACGGGCGAAUAAGUUUGACCGUGCUUCUAUGCUGCGCCGAGAGAGCGCGCAGAUUAUGGUUGCUCAUAAUCAGAAGCAGGUUGAAGCUUACUCAAAAAUUUAUCAAGCGAAGGCUGCUGGCAAUGGCGAUUAUACAGUAGUUCUCAAAUGGAAGAAAAGUAUAGUCUAUACGGCUGAUGAUCUUAGUGCCCGACUUAGUUCAUACGGGCGUGUCAAUAUUGCUGUGGUGUCUAAAAAAGGUGGCUCAGGGAUCGUGUCUUUUUCUAGGUUGGCAGAUGCUCGAGAUGCGGUUUCGGCGUUGACUAGGGCCGCAUCGCAGGGCGAUUCAGAGUUUAUCAGUGCAGUGUUAAAACCAGGUUCUACGAGUAGCGAAAAUAGCAUAGAUACAGCGAGCAAGAAGGGGGGUCCCGAAGAUAGUCUGCCAAGAAACGAGUGUUCAGAAGACAAGACCCAGGCAUAUAAUUCAGAAACCGUUUUAUCUGACGCAGAUUUUGAAAAGAUGGUUUUACAAAAAUUACGAGAUACCAAGAAGCUAAAACCAAGCAAGGUUUGAACGAUCUGAAUUUAAUGGGCCGACGUCUUGACGACAUUGGUGACACGAAGCAGCCGUUACGUAGAUGUUAGAUGCGGUUACGGCGCGAGGGGAAUUCGAGAAGCUUAGUGGAACUAGCUAUCUUCUAUUUUUGGGAGAAAGCAUUUGUAAGUGAAGAUGGGCCAACUUUGGAAGAGAGCUGUGCCGACAAGAAGUUUUAAAAACUGUCCACACGUUUUUUUGCUGUUACGCAUGCACAGAAUUUAUUGUUAUACGACACGCGUCGACAUUCCACAGGAGAUCCCUCUUUAUCUUCCAUUGCGCCUCGGCGAAUUCUUUGAAUGCUGGAAAAUUUGACACGUCGUUUGAAUGAGGUUUAAGCUAGACGAUGAAAAUGGCUGGGUAAGACUGGUGAAGAGGGGAAGAUGCCCAAGACACAAAAAUAAGAACACACUCAAAGGUGAGGAUAGAGCGCUCUGAAUAUGAAAAAGCACGCCACGAAACCGGAUUAUGGGCUUUUAAGGCGGCAUUCAGUGUGUGAUUUUAUAAAAUUCUAUCGCGGAUAAAACACAUAACAAGCGGAA